GGCUCGAAUUCACGGCCAACGUCAGAAGCGCCGUAGUGAAAAUUCACUUCACCUUCUCGUCUAAGGUCUCUCGCUGAUGUUGAAUUCUACAUUCCGUAUUGGAUAGCCUUGCAAUAACUAACUUGCUUGAUUUUACACGUUUUUCACAAUACAGAAGAAAUCCAAACUCUCGAUUGAUCAAUUACACAAACAAAAGUGCACCAUUAACAAUUUCACACAUAGCUUCGUCAACAUCCAACAAAUUGAAUAUUAAGUAACACUAUCGUUCAUCCCAAGAAAUUAAAUCAAGAACGUCUACCAACAAUGUCGCUAUCCAAACCCUCCAUACCCGUCCAACGAUGUCCACCAAAUUGCAGAGGCUGUGCGACAUUCGCAGCUUUCGGCGGCGGAUACUUUCCUCCUCAAACACCUGGCGGAGCAUUGUACCAAUGCUAUGAAUAUGCUUUGGCGCUAGGUUUAAUAGAAGGACCUCCUUCAAGUACGAUUGAAAAUGAGGAUUUGGUACCUGCUCCAUUGGCCAUACCUGCUAAGUCGGCGAAACGUCCUACGGGCAAGCCUAUUGCUCUUGCUGCCCAGAGUUCUCCUUCUCCUUCUUUCGUUCCAUUUCCUGUGGGAGUGAGCAAGGCGACCAGGAAGAAAAUGGAGGCAAUAGCGGCCGGGCCAUAUUCAUUCGAAGAAAAGGUAGAGUUGAUGACUCUCGAGGCAGCUAAAGAUCCGCAGUCCGCUUUGUACAGGUCGAUCUUGGCAAAAUCUCACCAGAAUGAUUCCUUUGCAGGACCGACGAUGGCACAACUUGAUAAAGACGCUACCUCUUCUUUACCUCUAUCUGUUGCAGACGUCUACGAAGAGACAAAUGCGACUUAUCCUCUUGGUCAUAGUUAUCUGCCACCUGGUGUCGUCCCGCUUCCUAGUGAUCUUUUAUUUACGAUCACGACAUGUGGAGAACGAUGCGCGACGAGUUUUGUGGGAAUGUAUGCAAUGCGGAUGCGAGAUGCGUUUCAAGCUUCUGGGGUCGAUAUGCGGGCUCAUGAAGUAAAGGGGGAGUGGGAAAAGACGGGGGCGAAGCGAUGGCUGUAUAGUUUGGGGACGGAUAAGGAUAAGGAAAAGGUGAACAAGAUUCUAAGGAAGGGGAAAGAUGUGGUCAUGGCACAGGAGAAGAGAGGGGUUAGCACGUUCAAGUUGUUGAAAGAAUAUGAAAAUUUACGCCAGGAUAUAGAGAGGGAGAGGGUGAAGGACAUGGGGGUAGAGAAUCCGUUUCAGGAUGUGGCGAAGGCGAUUGGAGAUGCCCAGGAAUCGGAUGAUGGUCUCCAGUCAGAGCCUAACCUACUGCCUGGCAGAACGUUGCUAAGAGCGGUUGAGAAAGUUGUAAGAGAAAGCUUCGAUCCUAUCGAUUGGCAAGGUCCGGAUCGGGAUUGGCCAGGAGCUGAUGCUAGCAUUUCCACCCUACCACCACGACAGCGACCAUUGCAGAGUUGUGGCAUAAACGGACUUGUGAGCGACGACCCGGACGACGAGUCUGCAUGCACUAGUUUUGUCCAAUUGAAGCGUACAAAGCCGAUGGACUUCAAGUGGUACUCUCGGAGUAACGAAUUCGAGAAACCGAAAUAUGAAUGGCCACAGCAAGUGAGAUGUAUAAUGAGCAAUGGAACAAUUCGCGAGCGUUCGAUGGGGCCGUUCUAUGGCGAAAUAUCUGACAGACUCUCUAUGUUAAAGCAGCAUACUAUAAAGCAGAACAUUGCUGCAGAUAACACACUGGACUUCGUGAACAUAUCGUGGCAGUUCAUGGCAAAGGCAAUGAAUAUCUGUGAUUGGUACUGGGACGAAGAAAAGCGCAUAUUGGUAAAAGGUUAUAGCGAUCACAAUGAUUACAAGAAAGACUGCGAUCGGAUUGACCGAGAGUUGGAUAAUUGGAAGGCGAUUAUCAAAGAAGGGAUGGAGACUCCAAUCAACUCUGGAGAUUUGUCCAAGAAGGAACUUCGAUAUGCUACGAUUGGCGAGCAUUUAUUACGGCAAUGGAAAGAAGGACCGGGAAUCAUGGUUUCCAAAACCCCUAGUGAUGAAAGGAUGGAGGGAUCUCUUCUUGCUCCCCACACCACCGAUAACGCUUCGCAUAUCAACUAUCUCAAUGCUCGUAUUGCUGAUGCAGCCAAACAUCGAGCUGAAAUCGAAAGCAAGUGGAAUCAUGAUACUGCACCUCAAGAUGUCUUCCGGGCCAGAAGAGAGUUGCUUGCACAUAUAGAUGUGUUGGAGGAUUUAAAGAUCGAGAUCGAAACGCUUAAUCGUCAAGAAGAAACAGGACAGAGUCCCAUUUUCACAGACAAGAAGACGAGAAGAGAGUUGAGUUUGUGGGAGAGGGAACGUUCAGAAGAGAUGCGUUUGUGGGAAAGAAAACCGGGAGGUGAAAAUAAUAGACAAAGUUCUGAUGCUAGGACGAAAUGAUCUGACAAGUGGGCAAAGAGGUUAAGUGAGGGAGGAGAUGUGGAGUUGUAAUUCUGCAUAAAUAUCAGAUUGAACAUGGAAUCAGGAUAGAUACUUGGGGUAUAUUAACAGGAUCGCUGAUCAACUGUCACUUUAGUUUGGAUGUUCCGUUAUUGAGAUUGGUUAAUACGUAUGCAGUUUUACAUAGGUUCUGGUAGUAUGAAUACGCUCUUCCUUUUUUAUGUUUUUCAUGUCUGAUUGAUGGAAUGCCUGCUUGCCUAUGAGGAUUAGGUAUACAGUAUCGACUCGGUCAUAUAUAUAGUUGUUGAUAGCACAAAGUCUGUUAUUAGGAAAAAGUGUCAAUGUGUUUUUGAGUAUGCUUCGUUCGUGAUGUUCCAACCGUGUUCCCUCCAAGGGAAGUUGUCGAUCGAAUUCAGUAGGCGGUGUGGCA
Molecule: messenger RNA, 2869 nt
Organism: Botrytis cinerea B05.10
Lineage: Eukaryota; Fungi; Ascomycota; Leotiomycetes; Helotiales; Sclerotiniaceae
Exons: 1
Coding region: 304-2439 (711 amino acids)
Source: RefSeq, a predicted model, not a curated record